ACAUUUUGGAGGAAAAUGUCUAGUGAAGAAAUUUUAAAUCCCAUCCUAUUGACUGAUGCAGACCAGCAGCUAGUGAUGGAUAACAGGGACCCACCGACUUCUGACUGUGACACAAGACGGUCGAAGCAGCUGUCAGAACUCCCUCCCAAGCUCCUUCAGCGCCUCAUGCCUUUUCAGCGAGAGGGAGUGGAGUUCGCUUUGUCUAAAGGCGGACGAUGUAUGAUUGCUGAUGAGAUGGGUCUCGGGAAGACGGUGCAGGCCAUCGCGGUGGCGUGCGCUUACAGGCAGGAGUGGCCCCUCCUGGUGGUGGUGCCCUCCUCCCUCAAGUAUCCCUGGAUCGAGGAGCUGGAGAGGUGGAUCCCGGAGCUGCAGCCCAGAGACAUCAAUCUGGUGGAGAGCAAGAGCCACACCAUGGGUAUCAGCAGCAGUAAGGUGACAGUGCUGGGUUAUGGCCUGCUCACCACAGACGCACGCCCCUUAGUGGAGGCUCUGAGCAGGCAACGGUUCGCUGUGGUCGUGCUGGACGAGUCUCAUUACCUCAAAUCCAGGAACGCGGCGCGCACCAAGAUCCUCGUCCCUCUCAUUCAGAGCGCAAAGCGGGCCAUCCUGCUCACCGGUACCCCCGCUCUGGGUCGACCCGAAGAGCUUUUUAUGCAAAUUGAUGCCCUCUAUCCCAGGAGGUUUGGAACGUGGACUGACUACGCCAAGAAAUACUGCAACGCCCAUUACAGGUACUUUGGCCAUCGCAGACAGUGGGACUGUCGUGGGGCGUCCAACCUUAAGGAGCUGCACCAGCGGCUGAGCCAGAUCAUGAUCCGUCGCCUCAAAGCCGAAGUUCUGAGUCAGCUGCCUCCUAAAAUCCGUCAGCGCAUCCCCUUUGACCUGCCCAAGGAGGCUGCCAAGGAGGCCUCGGCCAGUUUCGCGGAGUGGGAGAGGCUGAUGAAGGGACUGGGGUCGGGGGUCGCCGCUACAGAAAACCCCUUCACAGAGGUCAUGGGCCUGGUUACACAGAUGUACAAACAAACAGCUAUUGCCAAGGCGGGCGCUGUGAAGGACUACAUUAAGAUGAUGCUGGAGGCAGAGCAGCUGAAGUUCCUGGUGUUCGCCCACCACCUCACCAUGCUGCAAGCCUGCACCGAAGCCGCCAUCGAGGCCAAGGCUGGUUACAUCCGAAUCGAUGGCAGUGUGCCUUCAUCAGAGCGAAUCAAGUUGGUUCACAAAUUCCAGAGCGAACCAGAAACCCGAGUAGCCAUCCUCAGCAUCCAGGCAGCCAGCCAGGGUUUGACCUUCACCGCUGCCAGCCAUGUGGUGUUUGCCGAGCUCUACUGGAACCCGGGACACAUGAAGCAGGCGGAAGAUCGUGCUCACCGCAUCGGGCAGACGUCCUCUGUCAACGUGCACUACCUCAUUGCCAAGGGCACCUUUGACACCGUCAUGUGGUCCAUGCUCAACAGGAAGGAAACUGUUACUGGUAGCACUCUGAACGGCAGGAAAGAAUACCUGAAGGCUGAUGAGGGUGACAAGGACAAGUGGGAGUUCCUCAGCUUUUCCAGUGCCUGGACACCUAGUGAGAUGGUGCUACCGCUGGAGGGAAACACAGGAAAUGUGAAGGAUGACAUUUUCUUCACCUACUUUGAGAAAGAGAAGCAGCACGACAUCCGCUCGUUCUUCUCGCCCAGCGGCAGCAAGGAGAAGAAGAGGAAGAGAACAGGCGACGUGGAAUCGUCUCUGUCCACGUCCUCAGAGACAGUGGAACAAGCAGAACCGGCUGGCAGCGUGGCGGACUCUGAAAGCUCCCCAUCCUUCGCUAAACCCGACCAGGAUUUUUCCCCUCAGCUAAAGAGGCUUCGGACGCCAAAGUCCAGCCCGAGCCCCCGAUUCGGUGCGAGACGGAGGCCGACCCUGGGGAGUCCCGGCUCGCUCGUGCCCCGGAGGCUUCCAGAGCCGGAUCCUCCGUCGACGUGGAGUUGCGGGGCCUGCACCUACUCCAACAGCGGCCUGCUGCCCUUCUGCGAGAUGUGCGAGUUCCCACGCUCAUCUCCUGGGAUCAAACCAGAGUCACCAAGGUCUCCACAAGCCCCCGUGGCCCACACUGGCCAAGAGUGCAUCGUCCUUUCCAGCUCUGAGAGCGAGCCGGAGCUUCUGAAAGACAAACAGACGCUGGAAGAAGCAGAAGAAAAGGAUAAGUGUUGGCCCAAAGGCAAACAAUCAGCAAUGGAAGGAGGCGACAACAUGGCUGGCAGCGGCGGCUGCCUCUCCCCUGACCACACAGAGGACUGUGGAGCUGUGCCGUGUUCAUCUUCCUCUGUCGAUGCUAAUGGUGAUGGUGAGGGCAGAGAUGAAGCUGACGCCGCCGCCCAGCCCGUCUACCCGGGCCUGCAGUUCUGUGCCAGCCAGUACACAGACCGGAUAUAUCUUUACUCCAAGGACGGAGCUCCGUUGAACUUGAGCUUCAUCCCUCUGGACAUCAAGCUCUCCAACUGGGACGACCUGCCUGAGGCCUUCAGCCAGCGCCGGGAAAAUCGAAUGCAGGUGCUGAGAUUCGUUCAGGAGUGGAGCAGCUUGGCAGCCAUGAAGCAGAAGCUGCUUCGACGCAGCGCCGCUCUCUUCCACAGCCCGAGCCUGGGCCUGCAGCAGCUGGCCGCCAACCAGCGUCCUCACUCCAGCACCAAGAGGUAUCUGAGCCGAGACGAGGUAGCCGAGGCGUCCCUGAGCAAGGCCCAGGAAGAAGGAGGCAGCGUCCGGGUGGUCACCAAGGAAAAGUUCUUCACAAAGAGGAGGUCUGGUUCUUCGCAAACGCCGCCCGCUGCAGAGAGACAGGACCAACCGUCAUGCAAGGCAGAGGAUGAGCAACCAUCUUCAGAGCCCAGCUACGUGCAGGCCCUGGACAGUCAGGGUGUCCCUCUGUGUCUCUCCUGCCAGCGGGCCUGUUCUAACACAGGUGGACCUUGGGAUACGCGAUUCUGCAGCCACAGAUGCCAGGAGGAAUUCCAGUUGAGGUCUAGCCAGACAUACAUGCGUUCCCGUGUGCUGGAGGUAGAGCAAGGCGUUUGUCAACACUGUGGCCUCAAGGCUCAUGAACUGUUUCAGAAGGUCCGUGAUGCCCCAGCUUCCAAGCGAAAGGAGAUGCUGGAGAACACAUGGCUUUCUCAGCUGCCACUUAAACAGCUGAACGAGAUGAUCCGAGCUCCGGUGGAGGGCGAUUUUUGGCAGGUCGACCACAUCCGGCCAGUCUACAGAGGAGGAGGCCAGUGCUCCCUGGACAACCUGCAGACGCUCUGCACGGCCUGCCACAAAGUCCGGACGGCUCAGCAAGCCAAAGAACGCAGCCAGAUGAGGAAGAGCGCCGCUGCCUCCAAGGUUGCGUUAGACAUCAGCAGGUUCUUCAUCAGGAAAUGAAAAGACUUGACGGUUAAUUUUAGUAGGUUCAGGUUUAAACUUUCUUACAUUAAAGUAACAGGAUAAUGUUAUCAAUGUCUAUCCACACCUCUUGAACCUUUUUUUCCCCCUUUACAAACGCAAACUUCAGUCUAUUUUGUCUGGAUUUAAUCCAAUAGCCUAAUAUGUGUUGGAUAACUGUGAGGGGGGAGGAAAUUUAUAAAUAGUUUUUUAAAUGUUUUACAAAUGUCAGCUGCAAGUCUUUUGAAAUAUGAUUUCACCAGCUUUGCUUUCUUGCUUUUUCUCUGGUUUGUUUUAAAAGAUUAAAUCACACACAGGUGGACCGUUUUUAUUUAUUAUGUGGCUUCUAGAAGAAUUUAAAUGGCGAUGCUAUACAAAAUCGGGCCACACUUUCACGACUUUUAUUAGAAAAUGUCUUAAAAACCAUGUCUCCUUUUCCUUACGCAGCACAAUUAUGCACCAUUUUGUGCUGGUCCCUAUAAAAUACACUGAAGUUCGUGGCUGUAAAGUGACAAAAAGCCUGCGCUGUACGCAUUUCUGUACCCUGACCUAGCAAGACGCAUCACUUCCCGAUGACAUCACCUCCGUCCUGCUAGGCCUCAUUACAUCAGAACCCGCGCUGAGAGAGAUUUAUCUAAAAGGUUAAAAAAAAAAAAUGGUGACGACUUGCUUCAAAUGCAAAUUCAGCCAACUUCCCUCUCGUCCCCGAACCGUCAUGAGCGCAUUGGGUUUGAUUUAUGAUGCCCCCCUAUUUUUUUAUUUUUUUUUUCGGCUCGAGGCGGAAGUGGAGCGGGUUGAUUAGAGAGAUGCUUCUAUUUUAAGAUUUUUGCAAACUUGCUAAAAAAAACAAAGGUAAGAAAAAAAAAAGCAGGUGUGACGAAUUGGGGGCUUUGAGAUGGAACUGUGCUGCAGAAACGCAGCCAGGUGUCCUCCUUGGUCCCUCAACAUGUGGCCCCUUGUAAUUCCUCUUAUGAUGGAUGGAUGAUCGCUCACUCGUGAAAUAAAUUGCUGUUCUUUUUCCUCUUU
Molecule: messenger RNA, 4425 nt
Organism: Fundulus heteroclitus (mummichog)
Lineage: Eukaryota; Metazoa; Chordata; Actinopteri; Cyprinodontiformes; Fundulidae
Gene: zranb3
Product: zinc finger, RAN-binding domain containing 3
Exons: 22
Coding region: 16-3399 (1127 amino acids)
Biological process (GO): replication fork processing; DNA repair
Cellular component (GO): nuclear replication fork
Molecular function (GO): endonuclease activity; nucleic acid binding; ATP binding
Source: RefSeq, a predicted model, not a curated record